UGCAUCACUGCCACCCUGAGCAAACCCAUAACCUCUCUGAGCCUCCGUUGUUGUUUUGUCUUCCGUACUGUUUCUCUGUAUCUGGUUUCUCUCCUCCUGACCCCCGCCUUGUUACUACUUCCUUAUUUACCCCUGGAUGCCUUCCUUUUGGUCCCUCUGUAUGCCCUCCCUCUCCACGCCUAAGCUGAGGCCUCUGCCUCCCAGCCCUCCACCUCCUGCGCUUGGCCUACACUUGGUGAGAUGUAAGAGGGUCCCUCUGGGGCUGCCAGAGUCCCUAGGGUGAACAAGAGUCAAUGCCACCCCGACAGGCCGGCCCGUGGGAGGAAAUACGGCCAACCUCAUCUUACAGGGGAGGAAACAGAGGCUCCAGGAGAUUUCGGGAGCCGCUGUGCCAGGCUCAGAGGCCCUGGGCAACGGAGACAUGAUCCCAACCCGGAAAAAAACCCAGCACGGCUUGACCAGGAGCGGGGCCGUGGGCGGAGCGCGCAGGCGGCUGGGAAGAAGCUGUGGGCGGGGAGCGCAGGUGUUCCCCGACCCUGGAGACAGAGGCUCAGAGCCUGGCAUCCCUGAGAGAGGAGGGCUGAUCGGCCAGGACACGCCCAGUCUCAGCAGGUGCCCAGGCUCAGGUGCUGCACCUGGCCAUGCGCCGCCACAGGCUGGCCAUCGGCCUGGGGGUCUGCCUGCUGGUAGGGACGGUACUCUGCACUCUGUGGGUGUAUGUCGAGGACUGGCUGCCUGUCUCCUACGUCCCCUAUUACCUCCCCUGCCCAGAGAUCUUCAACAUGAAGCUGCAGUACAAGGGGGAGAAGCUGUUCCAGCCUGUGGCACAGUCACGGUACCCCCAGCCCAAGCUGCUGGAGCAGAGGCCCACAGAGCUGCUGACGCUGACGCCCUGGCUGGCGCCCAUCGUGUCCGAGGGAACCUUCAACGCCGAGCUUCUGCAGCACAUCUACCAGCCGCUGAACCUGACCAUCGGGCUCACGGUGUUCGCCGUGGGGAAGUCCCGCUGGGCCCUGGCCGCCGCCUCGGCAUCAUCCCCAUCCAGAGGCACUCCCGCUGGGAGGAGAUCUCCACGCGCCGGAUGGAGAUCAUCAGCCAGCACAUUGCCAAGAGGGCGCACCGGGAGGUGGACUACCUCUUCUGCGUCGAUGUGGACAUGGUGUUCCGGAACCCGUGGGGCCCUGAGACCUUGGGAGACCUAGUGGCUGCCAUUCACCCGGGCUACUAUGCUGUACCCCGCCAACAGUUCCCCUACGAGCGCAGGCAUGUUUCUACUGCCUUCGUGGCAGACGGUGAGGGGGACUUCUAUUAUGGAGGGGCGGUCUUUGGGGGGCGGGUAGCCAACGUGUACGAGUUUACCAGGGGCUGCCACAUGGCCAUCCUGGCAGACAAGGCCAAUGGCAUCAUGGCAGCCUGGCAGGAGGAGAGCCACCUGAACCGCCGCUUCAUCUCACAUAAGCCCUCCAAAGUUCUAUCCCCAGAGUACCUCUGGGACGACAGGAAGCGCCAGCCACCCAGCCUGAAGCUGAUCCGCUUUUCUACACUGGACAAAGACACCAGCUGGCUGAGGAGCUGACAGCAGAGCCAGGGCUGCCCUGGAGGGCGACCCCAAGCCCUGGAGCCAGCCCACCCCACAGGAGCACCAAGCUUGCCCCAGAAGAGCACCCAGCCCGCCCCAGAGGAGCACCCACCUCACCCCAGCGGAGCACCCACCUUGCCCCAAUGGAGCCGCCUUGUACCAGUGCCUCACCCCUCAAGCCUUAGCUGAUCCCAGCCCUGUCCUGCUUUCCUCUCAGUCUGCCAGGAGAAUCCAGCCAGAAAAUGGAUGUGGCAAGGCCCUUGUAAACUGUAAAGGGCUGUGCCUACUGGAGGAGAACCCAGAGGUCACACAGCAGCAUGGCCCCAGAAUGGUCGGACACGAGGAAGGGAGACCAGAGCUCAAAGAGGGUAGGCCUUCCCCCACAGACGUGCCUUCGGGGCAGGAUCUGGAGUCCCGGCUCUGCUCAGGGCCUGCGUCCCACCCCUGCCCCUCUUGUUGCCGAUUGCCCUUAAAGCUACACUUCUGACAUCCUGGUGUGAAAGGUGUCCCAGACCCCUUCUCUCUGGCUGAGGGGCUCCCGGGUACCGUGAUGUCCCCCAGCCACAUGGAGCCAGUUCCUCACUCAGGGCCCCGGAGUGAGCCUUUGACAUGGACCAGCUCUAGGCUCUCUCUGGUUUCAGGUCCAGCCUGCACCCACUGGCGGACCACACUCUCGGGCACUAGCCGCCUCCUUUGUAAGGGGGUCGGGCCAGUUUUUAAUAAAGGUUACAUGUGCUAGGCCCUAA
Molecule: messenger RNA, 2325 nt
Organism: Equus caballus (horse)
Lineage: Eukaryota; Metazoa; Chordata; Mammalia; Perissodactyla; Equidae
Source: RefSeq, a predicted model, not a curated record